Suillus bovinus is the source of this 1413-nucleotide messenger RNA. Its product is annotated as major facilitator superfamily domain-containing protein. The record is from RefSeq and is a predicted model, not a curated record. The annotation marks the transcript as partial. The transcript has 7 exons. Gene Ontology annotation, biological process: transmembrane transport. Gene Ontology annotation, molecular function: transmembrane transporter activity. NCBI's taxonomy places the organism in Eukaryota, Fungi, Basidiomycota, Agaricomycetes, Boletales, Suillaceae.
AUGAUUCCACGGCAGGAUGAUGAGGAGACUCCUCUUCUGCAACGACCAGAGCCAUCAACAGCCUCUAGAACACCUCUACCAUGGGAUCAGUUUUCGAUCGUACUGUUCUUGGAGAUGUUAGAUCCUCUCUCUUCUGGUACCCUUUCCCCGUUUAUUCCCGAACUCAUUAGACACAUCGGGGUGACUCACGGAAACGAGUCCCAGGUUGGUCACUAUGUCGGCAUCCUUCAAUCAUCAUACUAUGUAGCUCAUGCACUGACUAUCUUUCAUUGGAGUCAACUGUCCGACCACAUCGGGCGGAAACCCGUGAUACUCAUAGCUCUAUUAGCAAUUUCUCUUUCGAUGUUUUCGUUUGGGAUCUCGAAAACCUUUCUUGAUCUGGUGGUCAGUCGUGUUAUCUGUGGAGCAUUCGAUGCAAGCAAUGGUAUCCUCAAAACCAUGGUGAUGGACAUCACUGACGCAACUAAUAUGCCUGAGGCAUAUGGCUAUGUACCAAUUCCGUGGAUGAUCGCAAACACAGUUGGACCAAUCAUCGGAGGAUCGCUCUCCCGACCGGCAGAUAGAUUCCCUGACAUCUUUGGGCGAUCAGAACUCCUGAAAACCUACCCAUAUCUCCUGCCAUGCUCUAUUUCGGCAUUUGUUUCAUCAAUAGCUUGGCUAGUCACGUAUUUUCGUCUUAAAGAGAGCAUUUCUAUCAAGGCACCACUUUGGGAACUGAUUAAAGGAGGAUUUUCCCGACAGCCAUCGAGCGAUGUUAUAGUCAAUCCUGGAGAAACUCAACCAAAGCCUCUUCCGCUGCGUGCCUUGCUGACCUCGAAAGUUUCGAGCGUAACAGUGAGCUAUGGCACCACAGCCCUGCUUCACAUGUCGUUCAUGUCCGUCCUACCUGUUUUCUAUGCGACACCGAUCGAACUUGGCGGUCUCUCCCUCGAACCUCCUCGCAUCGGCGUUUUACUUGCGGCACAAAGUGUCGCACAUGGCGUAUUUCAGCUACUUUUCUUCGCUCGUUUACAUGAUCACUUCGGUGCAAGAGCUAUCCAUGUCACCGGCGUUAGCUCCGGCAUACCUAUCGUCCUUCUAUUUCCAGCGAUCAAUGCUCUAGCUCGAGCCUAUGGGAUAGGUAUGGCGGUUUGGCUGUGUGUCGCCCUCCAGCUUAUGCUGACGAUCAGCCUGAUCAUGUGCUACCCUUGCAUGACAUUGUUUGUCAGAGCCGCCGCUCCCAGUCGCGCUUCAUUUGGAGCAACCAAUGGAAUCGCCCAGUUGGCUGUCUCAGCAGCAAGGAUCAUUGGCUCGGCGUCUGCAGCUUCGGUCUUCUCUUAUUCAUUACAGGAAGGGCAUGAUGCGUGGUUGAUAUACUACUUCUUGAUCAUAAUUGUAUGUCUCGCAGUUGGUACCGCGCUAUUACUUCCCCGU